Molecule: messenger RNA, 750 nt
Organism: Iphiclides podalirius (scarce swallowtail)
Lineage: Eukaryota; Metazoa; Arthropoda; Insecta; Lepidoptera; Papilionidae
Source: the annotation of a GenBank genome assembly
AUGAGCGGGACAAGCGCGCUGUAUGUACGCCUUGUGCGCAUGAUCGAUACAACAACAACAUACGUCGGCAUGCCCACGACGACUUCAGCGACGAUACUGAUUACGAGUGUCCAGAAGGAAUACUUCACUCUGAGUCGGACACAACGAUUUAUGGGCUUUGGGAUUUGCAUGUUUUUUGGGAUAUUGUGUUUUAUUCUAUCCUUCCUCUAUAUACCUAUAUUAUUGCUACAAGCCAGAAAAUUUGCCUUAUUAUUCACAUUGGGGAGUUUAUUCUUCAUAUUUAGUUUCAGUUUCCUGUAUGGUCCCUGGUCUCACUUCAAAUCGCUAUUCAGUAAGGAGCGUGCGCUAACUACCUCAUUAUAUGGGUUCACUCUAAUCGCAACACUUUAUUGCGCUCUGCAUCUCCAGAGCACCUCCUUAACCAUUGUAUGUGCCGUUGGUCAAGUUCUGGCGCUGCUGUGGAUGAUGAUGGGUUCUAUUCCUGGGGGCUCGUCAGGAAUGAGGUUCUUUGGAAACGAGGCGCUCACCUGCAACGUGUGCGAUCGCUCGUUCUCAACCAGACGUCAGCUUAGCGACCAUCAACAGAAGAAACGACACUUCGGGUGCAGCUCGUGCGACAGCCUGUUCCCCUCGCUGAUGGCGCUUGAGCACCACAAGGAGGAGUUCCAGCACUGGAGUGACUCCUCCUAUUGCUCUCACUCGGACAGCGAGGACAGCGACGACUGUCACGAGGACCGUCACCGCUUACUC